CGCCCUCAGUGCUCCCCAAGGGACAGCGACUGAAGCUCCGUCCUGCGAGGUGCAGACGCUCUUCGCUCUUCGGCAACCGACUGGUGGCACCAUGAGGCAGGCGGGACGUGUGGCUCUCCUGGCGGCUGUGCUACUCCUGGCACAGUUGCACCCAGGGAGCAGCCAGUGGAGCCCAGAGGCAGCGGCUGCGGCGGGGGUCCAAGACCCGAGUCUGCGCUGGAGUCCUGGGGUGCGGAACCAGGGAGGCGGGGCUCUCGCCCUCCUCUUGCUGCUGGCGGAGCACUUCCCACACCGAGCAGGGCCCGGUCGAUGGGGACCCGGGGUGGCUAGCGAGCGACUGCGAAGGGACGACCCUCCUCUGUCGAUUGACCUCACCUUCCACCUGCUGCGGACCCUGCUGGAGCUGGCGCGAGCUCAGAGUCAACGGGAGCGCGCCGAGCAGAACCGCAUCAUAUUCGACUCCGUGGGCAAGUGAUCGGUGGGGUC
Condylura cristata (star-nosed mole) is the source of this 486-nucleotide messenger RNA. It is a transcript of the gene UCN, whose product is annotated as urocortin. The record is from RefSeq and is a predicted model, not a curated record. Gene Ontology annotation, molecular function: hormone activity. Bases 92 to 475 code for a protein of 127 amino acids. Gene Ontology annotation, cellular component: extracellular region. Gene Ontology annotation, biological process: negative regulation of feeding behavior. NCBI's taxonomy places the organism in Eukaryota, Metazoa, Chordata, Mammalia, Eulipotyphla, Talpidae. The transcript is spliced from 2 exons.